This is a messenger RNA of Filobasidium floriforme, 859 nucleotides long. RefSeq lists its product as uncharacterized. The record is from RefSeq and is a predicted model, not a curated record. The transcript has 3 exons. NCBI's taxonomy places the organism in Eukaryota, Fungi, Basidiomycota, Tremellomycetes, Filobasidiales, Filobasidiaceae. The coding region runs from base 96 to 779 and encodes 227 amino acids.
UGGUCCGGGCGGGAGAGACCCUAGACCGAACCUCUGUCCUCUCGGUCAACCUUUUCCUUCUUUACCUUCGUUUCGCUGGUGAAAAUCAUUGAAGGAUGACGACCUUACCACCGAUCUCUCCCUCAAUCGGGAAGCUCGACCUAGCUUGGGAUUACGACUCGACGUUCCCAUCAACAUCUACGUCGAGCUCUACCUCGGCAUCGACAUCAACAGCGAUACCCCCGACUCUGCAUCAACCUCAACCUCGUUCCAUCUCCAAUGGGAGUCAUCAUCCUUCCUACCUCCAUUCCCAUUCUAGUCAAGUCUCAACACAUCCACACUCCAAUCCCGGCCACAACCUCGAUCUUGGACUAGGACCUCCGAUCCACCUCUCAGACCCCAAUUCGAUCUCAAAAGUGGCCAACUCCACUUCGGACAUGUCUCCCGGUCUAUCUAGCGAAAAGAUAUACGACGAAGAUCUCCGGAUCAAAGGGUUCACCGUGGAUCAGGUGUUGGAGAGGGGGACCAAGGGGGACGUUUUGGAUCUGAGGAGGAAUGGGAGCUCGGAGCGUGCACAGCACAACGGGGAUGUGGACGGGAAUGCGAAUGUCGAUGUGGAUGGUACGGAUGGAGAUUCGGGUGUGGGUAUGAGUGAGGAGAGGAAUGUGAUAGCUGACUCACAGUUCAGACCUCCACCGGAAGAGUUUAUCAACCCCUUUCAUCGUCUCUCUCACCCCGAACCUGUCCCUAAUCAUACCCCACAAGAAGCACCUCUCGAAAUUCGAACGAACGGCCAAUGAUCAAACCCUUGCUCAGUUGGAAAGAGCCGCCUAUGCUUCGACGUUGACAAGACCGCCAUCACUGUCCCCCGACGGAGUCG